Nerophis ophidion (straightnose pipefish) is the source of this 2449-nucleotide messenger RNA. RefSeq names its product zinc finger protein 135-like. Gene Ontology annotation, biological process: regulation of transcription by RNA polymerase II. The coding region runs from base 163 to 1269 and encodes 368 amino acids. Gene Ontology annotation, molecular function: RNA polymerase II cis-regulatory region sequence-specific DNA binding; DNA-binding transcription factor activity. Lineage: Eukaryota; Metazoa; Chordata; Actinopteri; Syngnathiformes; Syngnathidae. The transcript is spliced from 2 exons. The record is from RefSeq and is a predicted model, not a curated record.
CUCAAGACCUUGAUGGCGGACUGAACGGCUCCGGCUUUCCGGAGAAGUUCAAACAGCGAUAUAGAUUCUCAAAGACCCGUCUUUUAAAGUCCAAGAUAUUUUUUUGUUGUUGUUGUAGCGAUGGAUUGUUAUCUGAAGUGAUGAUUAAGGACUUGAUAGAAGAUGGACGACUACCGCUAUGCUAAGAUGGCGACGUCAUGUCAAAGAGAAAGUGAAAGGGAAUCAGCGCCACCAACUUCCAGCAAAUCACCGACGGAGAUGAAGAUGAAAACCGAAGAUGAAGGUAUCCAGCAGCUGAUUGGUCAUCCAGAAGAACCUUCACCUCGUCUACAUAGGGUGAACAUUACUCUGAAGCAGGAAGCGUCACAGCCCCCGCACAUUAAAGAGGAAGAGGAGGAACUCUGGAUAACUCAGAAGGGAGACAUAAAGGAAGAAGGGGAACGCCGGAUCACUAAGCAGGGAGACAUUAAAAAGGAAGACGGGGAACUCUCGAUCACUCAGAAGGGAGACCGUCCUUUAGGGUCGGAGGAAGCUGAUCUCACCAAAUUGCCACUGAGUAUUCUCUCUGUGAAGACUGAAGAAGAUGAAGAGAAACCACAAGUCGACAACCUCUUAGCUCCACUAUCAGAUAGUGAGGCUGACGAAGAGGUUGACGAACCUUUGAGCAGCGAUACAGACUGUGAAGAUGACGUGUGGACUCACUCUGAGAACAAACACUCCGACUGCUCUAAAAAGAAGACCGGUAGGACAUGUUUGACCUGCUCAGUUUGUGGCAAAAUAUGUGCUAAAAAGAGACGUUUGACUGAACACAUGAGAACGCACACAGGUGAAAAACCAUUUCAUUGUUCAGUUUGCGGUAAAAGCUUCUCUCAAAAGAGCAGUUUGACUCAACACAUUAGAACACACACAGGUGAAAAACCAUUCAAUUGUUCAGUGUGUGGGAAAAGCUUCUAUCUACAAAAACCUUUGACCGUACACAUGAGAACCCAUACAGGAGAGAGACCAUUUAAUUGUUCUCUGUGUUGUAAAACCUUUUCUCAAAGGGGCCAUUUGGCUGGACACAUGAGAACUCACACUGGAGAAAAACCAUUUAAUUGUUCAGUUUGUGGUAAAAGCUUUUCUCAAAAGAACAAUUUAAUUGUACACCUGAGAUUACAUACGGGAGAAAGACCAUUUCGUUGCUCAGUUUGUAACGAAAGCUUCCUUAACAGACGCGGUUUGACUCGACACAUAAUGAAACACAAGGCAGAAAAAACACAAUGUUUGUGAAACAUACUAACACCAAUCUAGUAAGACCCAUGGCAAAUCACACUAAAGAAAAAUUAUAUUUACAACUGCAAAUAAGUGAAGUGAAGUGAAUUAUAUUUAUAUAGCGCUUUUUCUCCAGUGACUCAAAGCGCUUUACAUAGUGAAACCCAAUAUCUAAUUUUAGUCAACCAAACUAUCUGUAAAGUAGUUGCCCACGUUACAUGUUCUGUUUGUACACAUGCUAGCGAGAUUGUGCAUUGCGGUGAUAUCAAGCACUAAUUCAAAUUUAGAUCCGAUCUCCACGAUUUAACAUAAUUUGAUUGGUGUAUUAUUUGAGGAACAUUUGAACCUCAGUACAGAGGCAUUUGUUUGUACACAUGGUAGCGAGAUUGUGCAUCGCGGUGAUAUCAAUCACCAAUUAAUAUUUCGAUCUGAUCUCCACGAUUUCAAAUAAUGUUAUGUAUUAUUUGAGGAAGAUUUGAACCUCGGUACAGAGGCAUCACUUUAAACAACAUCAGGCGGAAUUUGGAUGAUAAACCGCUCACUGCUGGAUUUUAGUGCUGCUUUUGGACAUUUGACUAAAUAGCAUUAUUACCUGCAUUGUUUGCAUGUUAGUCCUUCACAAUAAAUCAAAGAAGUGUAAUUUCACUUGUUAUAAGUCUGCUAAAAAGUGAUGAUUUGCUGUGUGUUUUUAAUUCCAGAUUCCCUCAUGAGUUAGUGAUGCUAAGAACAGCAGUAAUACAGACAUAUGCAUUCUCAUUAUUGUUAUUUUAUCAUCAAGUACUCAGUUUUUUACCAAACGUUGGGCAACUAUAGCCCAGAGUAUGUAGUAUUCAUCUGAGACAGUGUUAGCCUUUUUUAUGUGAAGAUAUUCUUUUUCUAACUAGGAAUUUAAGUAAAAUAAGUGAAAAUAGUUUUCCCUCAACAGGAUCAUUUUAAAUAUAAAAAGAAAAAAUGAGGGGUGAGGCAGUGUACAUAAUGUAAGUGUACAAAAGUAUAUAAUGAUAAUACAACUCGAAUUGUAGAAAUAUAUAUUUUUGCCGUUUACAGCUCACAUAAAGAGGAAGAUGCAAUAUCUGUGAUAAAAACAUUCAGCAGCAACACAAGCAAUCUAUUUGGGAUUAGAUUACAAUUUGUUGUAUUGUGUACAAUAAUUAUUUUUAUAUAUGUAAAAUAAACAUUAAAAGUUGUUAAAUAGACA